Molecule: messenger RNA, 294 nt
Organism: Tetrapisispora phaffii CBS 4417
Lineage: Eukaryota; Fungi; Ascomycota; Saccharomycetes; Saccharomycetales; Saccharomycetaceae
Gene: SFT1
Product: Sft1p
Exons: 2
Coding region: 1-294 (97 amino acids)
Biological process (GO): intra-Golgi vesicle-mediated transport
Source: RefSeq, a predicted model, not a curated record
AUGUCAACCUCCAAUUACCCACAGCUAGAAGGAAGAAAUGAUCAACAACUAGAAAGUCUAGCCAACAAAUUGGCUACAUUUAGAAACAUUAAUCAGGAAAUAGGUGAUCAAGCUGUUAAUGAUAAUAGUCUGAUCAAUAGUUUAUCUAAUUCUUUCGAUUCAAUGUUGAAUAACUUGAAACAUACAUCAGGAAGAUUGACAAGAUCUCUGAAGUCAGGGAGUAACAUAUGGAGAAUGGUUGGUUUAGCAUUACUGACGUUUUUCAUUUUAUAUAAUUUAUAUAAAUUUUUCUAG